Solanum stenotomum is the source of this 1281-nucleotide messenger RNA. RefSeq names its product bidirectional sugar transporter N3-like. Gene Ontology annotation, biological process: carbohydrate transport. Gene Ontology annotation, molecular function: sugar transmembrane transporter activity. NCBI's taxonomy places the organism in Eukaryota, Viridiplantae, Streptophyta, Magnoliopsida, Solanales, Solanaceae. The record is from RefSeq and is a predicted model, not a curated record. Gene Ontology annotation, cellular component: membrane. The transcript has 6 exons. The coding region runs from base 170 to 1057 and encodes 295 amino acids.
CUAUUAUAAAUACUCUCUCCCCUUUUGCAUGAAAUUGUGGGAUUUUCUAUCUUUUAUACAAGCUAAGUGAGAAAGAGAAAGAGCAAGGUUUCUCGAGAGACCCUAAAUAAAUCCUUUCUUCCCAAAUUUGAAUACAUUUGUAUCAUUCAAUAACCUAAUCACAAUCGACAUGGCCUUAUUUGACCUCCACCAUCCAUGGCUCUUAGUGUUUGGAGUCUUAGGAAACGUUAUCUCCAUAUUGGUCUUCUUAGCUCCAGUGCCAGCAUUCCGACGAAUCUGCAAAGAAAAAUCAACGAUGGGUUAUCAAUCAGUACCUUACGUGGUAGCACUAUUUUCAUCGAUGUUAUGGAUGUAUUAUGCAUUUAUCAAGAAAAACGCCAUUCUUCUUGUAUCCAUCAACUCCUUUGGUUGCAUUGUUGAGACCAUUUACAUUACCAUUUUCAUUCUCUACGCAUCCAAGGAGUCUAGGAGGCAGACGGUGCGGCUUUUGGUAUUAUUGAUCGGAGGAUUGUACACACUCAUAUUUUUAAUCACUUUAUUCCCUUUGAAUGGAGUCCUACGCGUACAAGUUGUUGGUUGGAUUUGUGUAACCGUAGCAGUGGGUGUUUUUGCAGCACCUCUUAGCAUCGUGUUUCAAGUGGUUCGAACAAAGAGUGUGGAAUUCAUGCCUUUCACUCUCUCUUUCUUUCUUACUUUGAGUGCUAUCAUGUGGUUUGGUUAUGGACUCCUUCUAAAGGACUUGUGUAUUGCACUGCCGAAUGUGUUGGGUUUCUUUCUGGGAAUGAUUCAAAUGUUGUUAUAUGGAAUUUACCGAAACGCGAAGCCAUCAAUAGAUUUAGAGAAAAAAGUGUGUGAGCUCGUAAUAAACUCAGAACAGAUUCAUCCUCUUGAUUCCGAGGACAUUAAUUCCAACGAUGAACAAGGAAUUAACACGGCCGGAGUAGUCCCAGUAUCGGUGGCAAACAACAAUGACAAUGAGGAGCGACUUGGCGAGCAACUAGCACAAGUGAACUUGCAGCCCCUUCAAACACCGGUGCUUGUGGUGUGUGCUGCAUGAAUUUUACUCUUUUAUUAUCAUUUAAUAGUUUAUCUGCUUCUACGUUUCAUUGCUUUUUUUGUUUAUUUAUUUGUAAGUUAUAGUAUUAAAAAUUACCUACCUACCUACCACUUUCGGUUUCCAUUUCUCUGUAUAAAGAGGAAAAGAGAAAUAUUAUGAAUCAAAAGGCCGUUAAAUAAUAUGUAUUAUUUACAUUUCAAUCCACGAUUUAUUUUUGUUUCUAA